Molecule: messenger RNA, 2357 nt
Organism: Chelonia mydas (Green sea turtle)
Lineage: Eukaryota; Metazoa; Chordata; Testudines; Cheloniidae
Gene: ENGASE
Product: endo-beta-N-acetylglucosaminidase
Exons: 14
Coding region: 16-2337 (773 amino acids)
Biological process (GO): protein deglycosylation
Cellular component (GO): cytoplasm
Molecular function (GO): mannosyl-glycoprotein endo-beta-N-acetylglucosaminidase activity
Source: RefSeq, a predicted model, not a curated record
UGGAGCCCGCGGGCCAUGCCCACGGCUGGGCGGGGAGCGGGGCCCCGGGCUCGGGCACAGCCCGAUGCAGCCACCGCCCGGCCGGCCCCGCCGCCGGGAUUGGCUGGAGCCGGAGCCGGGGCCGAGCAGGGGCCGGGCCAGCGCCAUGUGACGGGGCGGGAGCGGAGCCGGGCCCGGCCGGGCCGGGAGAUGGACGCAGCGCGGCGCGACGGAGCCAAGAGCGGGGAGAAGAGGAAGAGGGAGCCGGAGCCGGAGCCGGAGGCGGAGCAGAGGAGUUUCCUGCCCGCCUUGGAGAGCCAAGGAACCACCGUCCUCCACAAGACAGUCAGCUUCGCCCCCCACCCCCUGCCAGCGAGGCAGUUUGAUCGGAACACCACGGAGCCGAUCAGCUUCUACCUGUCCAGCCUGGAGGAGCUGCUGGCAUGGAAACCCACCAGUGAUGAUGACUUCAACGUUGCCACAAUGCCGCUGGCUAACCGGGAACCUCCGCUCCACAGCAAGAGACCUCGGACGCUGGUGUGCCACGACAUGAAGAAUGGCUACCUGGAGGACAGGUUCAUCCAGGGCUCAGCUUCGCGGGACCCCUACGUGUUUUACCACUGGCAGUAUAUCGACAUCUUUGUGUACUUCAGCCACCACCCCGUGACCGUCCCCCCCGUCGCCUGGACCAACGCUGCCCACAGGAACGGCGUCUCUGUGCUGGGGACGUUCAUCACCGAGUGGACUAGCGGGGCCGCGCUGUGUGAGUCGUUCCUGGCCGGGGAGGCAGCCGCGUACCACGCCGUGGCUGUGCAGCUGGGCCGCAUCGCCCAUUUCUACCGCUUUGACGGCUGGCUGGUCAACAUCGAGAACACUCUGAGCGAGGCAGCUGUGCGGAACCUGCCCCUCUUCCUGCGUGACCUGCGGGAGCAGCUGCGUCGGGACGUGCCAGGCGGGCUGGUGCUCUGGUACGACAGCGUCUUGCAGAGCGGGGAGCUGCACUGGCAGAACGAGCUGAACGAGAAGAAUAGGGUGUUUUUUGACGCCUGCGACGGCUUGUUCACGAACUACAACUGGAAGGAGGAGCACCUGGAGCGCAUGGGGGCGCAGGCCGGGGAGCGCCUGGCUGACAUCUACGUGGGCAUCGACGUCUUUGCCCGUGGGGAGGUCGUAGGCGGCGGCUUUGAGACAAACAAGGCUCUGCGCCUGAUCCGCAAACACAACUUUUCCGCUGCCAUCUUCGCACCUGGCUGGGUCUAUGAGCACCUGGGGAAGGAGAACUUCCUGCGGAAUGAGAACAGGUUCUGGGGUUUGCUGGCGGAGCUGCUGCCCACUCACAGAAUCAGCACUCUGCCCUUCAGCACCUGCUUCUGUCUGGGCAUGGGCAAGGGGAGAUUCUCGGCUGGGCAGGAGGAAGAAGUCAGGCCCUGGUACAACCUGAGUGCCCAGGAGAUCCAGCCCCUCUUCAUGGACCAGCAAGCAACGGGAGGGGCAGGCAGCUGGCUGCACACACGCUGCUCCCUGCAGGAUGCCUGGAACGGGGGCAGCUGCCUGCUGAUCGAGGGGAUCAUCCCGCCUGAUGCGGGCCAUGUGGCUGUCCGCCUUUUCUCGUUCCAGAUGCCAGCUCCCCCCAAACUCUUCCUGUCUCUGCUGUACAAACUGGAGGAGAAGCUGCCCGAGGUGGCGGUCGCGCUGGAACUCACCACAUGCAGCUCCAGCUCCUUCCGUGUUGGGGCGGCCACCAGACAUCAGCCCCAGCCCCUCCCCACCCCACCCCCUCACCUCUCGGGGCUGCUCACUGGCUGUGGACGGCAGAGCAUGGCAGGUUGGAUAAGGCGGUGCUAUGAACUGGAGCUGCGGGACUGCGCCCUGCACGACCUGUCGCUGAUCCUGUCACGCCACCAGCCAGGCCUGCAAGAAAGGCGCUUCUCCUGCCGCCUUGGGGAGAUCCGGGUGCUGGAUGCCGACAACCUGUGCUCCUCGCUGCCCGGAGUGCCCAGCCUCGAGGCCUCCCAGGUGCUGUGGCACAAGGGGCCUGGCACAAACCAGCUCUCCCUCAGCCUCACCUUGCGAUGGUCCUACCCCCCCAGCCAAGCCCGCUGCUUCCGGAUCCACUGCCAGGGCAUGGCAUGCCCUAGGGGCCAGGUGCUGCCCCUGCCAGAGCAGCUCCUCGGGGUGGCACACAACACCCUCUACCGUGUGGUGAGCCUGGCAGUGCCAGAGGUGCCCCCCAAGGAGUCCUGCCAUGUGGAGUUCUUCGUGGAGCCGGUUCUGAACGAAGGGGCUGCCGUGGAGCGUUCCAGAUGGGGGCGGCUGGUUCUGGUCUAUUCCGACCCAGCCAGCACGAGCACCUAUUAAAUGUGACCUUUGGCACAGUG